Molecule: messenger RNA, 4345 nt
Organism: Trichobilharzia szidati
Lineage: Eukaryota; Metazoa; Platyhelminthes; Trematoda; Strigeidida; Schistosomatidae
Source: the annotation of a GenBank genome assembly
UGACCUUGAACAAUUCAAUUUUCCCGCAUUACGGAUGAUAGAUGGGAGGUUUUUGCGUCAUUUUGUGUUUUUUACUUAUCCAUUCCCAACUUAUUGUUGUUAACGUGGCUCUUAAGAGUCGUAAUCAGCCAGAGGAUGAUGACAUAGCACGCAGUGUCCCGUCAGAGUCACAUCACGAAGUCAUUGUUAAUGGGUAGGUUUCUUGAUACUUAUCUUUAUGCUUACCUUUGCUUUCAGCUCCAUCGAAGAUGUACCCAGAUCUAGUGAGUCGGAAACACCUAAUGUUACACCGGAUAUUGAAGAGAUGCAUGUCAAUCAGCCAGUCAUUCCUGAGCCAUUGGUUUCUUUAGACAGUCAGAAGUCUACAGACAAGGUUACUUCAGACGGAUCCAAAUCUUCUACUAAUUUGCAAGAACCAGUCAAAUCUGUUCAUGAAGAUGUUAAAGGAUCAAUAUUGACGGAACUACCAUCAUUGGAUUCGGUAGCUGCAGAGAGCAUUAAUACCCAUGAAAUUCCAACUUUCAAUGAGUUUCAUGCUAUGGUUUCUGAAGGAGCUCAGCCUCGCAAAAGUCAAGAAGUUGGCGAAGACAGUGUGCCUAAAUCCGAAUAUGUUCUAGACGCCAAGGAGAGCAUCAAAAAUACAUUGGAUCCUCAAACAUCAGACAAAGCAUCGCAAGCACAUAUCGAUACUAAUCCUUCAGUCAAAACCUUAAAAGGUCAUGGCAUCAAAGAAGCACUAGAUGGCACAGUUGCAACAGACAGUAGCAAUAUACCUUCAAAUAGUGUAAAGACUGAUUCACACUUAGAACAACAAUAUCAAUCGUUGAAGGGAAGCUCAGAUUCAGUGCCUGACGAUGACAAAAAUUCAAAGGGGAAUUCUCCUGUUACUCCUGAACCGAUAGCCACCAGGACAACAGUUCACACACCGAACAAAGGUGAUGUAACCCUGAGAAGAAAUGUUGCUUCUAUAGCUUGUGGUGCAAAAAUGUUAGGUUCUAGUAAAGCUAUUAAAAAUCCAGAGGCUGUACUUAAUGAGAAUAAUGAUGAAUACAUGAAUGUGCCGUGUAGUGAAGAGAAGUGGUUAAUCUUAGAAGUUUGUCAGCCUGUUCAACUGAGAACAAUAGAAUUGGCAAAUUUUGAAUUGUUCUCAUCUCGAUUGAAGUCUUUCAGAGUUUAUGCUAGUGAUCGAUAUCCAGCAAAGUCAUGGGAGUUGAUUGGUACAUUCACUGCUCGAGAUGUUAAAGGUAUACAGUCUUUUAGUGUAACAAGUGGAAAAAUGAUCAAAUAUAUCAAGUUUGAAUUAACAGAACACUAUGGUUCAGAACAUUAUUGUCCAUUAACUAUGAUCAGAAUAUUCGGUUUAGGCUCUGAUGAUUUAGAUGAUGAUGACGAUGAUGAUGAUAUUGUUGAUGUUGGCAUGGUGAAUAUCCAAGGCAUACGUAAUAAUCACAAGUCUGUUGGUGUUGUUGCUGGGGAUAACAACAAUACAGCUGAAAGUGAAAAGGUUCAAGUGAACGAUGGAAAUAAUUCACCAGAAUCGAAUGUUCCCCCUCAUCAAUCCACUGAAGAUGAUCCUUCUGUCUCAUCGCCAUCGCCAUCAUCAUCACCGUCACCAUCCAAUAAUCAGGCGAAUACCAACUUACAACAGAAUCAUUCAAAAUCGAAUGAGUUGGAGCCUUCAGUGACGCCUUCACCGUUUCCAACUACUGAAGACAGUCAAAUUCAUGAUAGUAUCAGUAAAUCAGAUGAAAAUAAUAAUAAUAAUAAUAAUGAGGUCGAUCCAAUGAUCGAUCGUUAUUCAAUGUUAUUCUCUACUUCAAUGAAGCAUCAACAAGAUAAGAGGAGUAUGCACGCAUCAAAAGAUGAUAAAUAUUUGAGUUUUUCUAAAAAUAACGGCGGAGUCUGUAUGAAUAAUCGGCUGGUACAAUUAUUAAUACAUAAACCGUAUUGUUCAGCUUUAUCUUAUCGUCAACACCAUAGUGGUGAUGCUGAGAGAUCUUCUCCGCCUACUUGUCAUACUACUACAAAGCUGUUGAAUACUGUCAAUCCACCAACUCGAAAAUCUCAUCUCCCUAUAACAACAACAACUAGACCUACAACUACAAGUACAAAACCUACAACAGAGAAAAAAGGCUCUAUUCUAGUCCCUAAUGAUGAAAUUAAGAAUACUCUGCUAAACAAUAAUUUAACACUACAAUUACGUAAUAAAACAUUCAGUCAAGUGGUUGAUGAAAUCAGUAUAGUCUCUCGGUUGACAAAUGCUGUAAAACGUGCAGUGUUUGGAACAUUUUCACAGUUUUUCACAUCUGUGCAACAAGACUCUAGUACAAAUUAUUACAAUCCACUUGAAAUUGUGCCAACAUCAGAGCAUUAUACAAUUAUCAGUUAUCUUUUCAGUCAACAAGGUUUUACAAAUCGUCUAUGUAAAGAUUCACUAGCCUAUUUAACAGUUAAUCAAAUUGAAGGUUUAUGGCAAUUGAAAUCCUGCCUAAUAUCAUUGAAUGAAAUUUACACCCUAUACUAUAAUAAUCAUAAUAAUAAUAAUAAUAAUAAUAUUCAAACAUCAUCGAAUGAUAAUAUUGGCGAUUUUCUCCUCUGGUUACAGACAUUUCAUAUCUCCAAGUUAGAUAAAUGUCAACAAGCUGUGAAACAAUUGAAUUUAACACUUUUCUUCAAUGAUCAGCCAUCAGAUUAUGAUUAUUAUUAUUAUUAUGAUAUAGACAAGAGUAUUCUACACAUGUGUAUGGCUUAUCAGCAUAUACAAAGAAAUAGAACUAGGCCACAGUUGAAUUUCAUUGGUUCACAAGACUUUGCAUUUAAUGAUUUGGAUAAUAUUAAUAGUGAUGUUGAUGAUGAGGAGGGUUAUGGUGUUUGUUAUUCUGUUAAUUGGCAGUGGAUACAGUUGAAUAAAAUUUUGUGGAAUAGACCUACGACGAACAAGUGUUCCAAAUUACCGUCUUUUCUGUUUUCAAGUGAACACACUGAUUUGUCAUCAUCUAUGCCGGAUUCAGUUUAUUCAGAUACUACUGAGGAGAAUGAUGAAAAGAUACUAGUUGAUGAUUUUCAAUCUACUGAUAAUUUUAUUAUCGGUAGAAAUAUGAAGUCAUCGGAUCAUCGAUUACCGACGCGUAAAAUUGAUCGUCAACAUCCUAAUUUAGCAGUAGUUGUACCAGCUGAUCUAGGUGGUUCACGAAGAUCUACGGCUUACAUGCGUCUAAAUAAUCGUGUUCGUAUUAUUGAGCGUAAUGUUUCAGUGAGUAUGAGGUAUUUAGAAGAAUUGAGUCAAAGUUAUCGUCGUCAAAUGGAACGUUUAUCGCGGUCAUUCAAUCUUACUUAUGCUUGGUUAAAGGUAACAGCUCAUGGUGCUGAAGAACGUGAUCGUCAACAACAGUGGUGUACUCUUUUCGAUAGAUCUGAUGACGAUGAGAAACCAAAAAAAUGCAAUAACUGUGGUGCAACAUUCACAUCCAUCGAGGAAUGGCAAUCUCAUGUAUCAACGUGUCAUGAUGAUGAUGAUAAUGGCGUCCAUAUCUGUGAAAUUUGUGGUGAUCGUUUCAAUUCCCAGGCUGUAUUAAAAACGCAUAAAAGGACAGCACAUCAAAAAAUUCGAACAUAUGAUUGUCAACAAUGCGGUCAAAAUUUUCUUCGUCUUAACAGUUUCAAGUAUCAUUGUUGCAUUGAAAGUAAACCUGAUGAUGAAAAGAAAACUGAAGGCAACGAGCAGUCAUCAAAAGCUUCAACAGAAACUGCCACAUCUCAAUCUUCAAUGAAUCAAACUAAAAACCCGGUGAUGAAUAAUGUUCCUACACCGCCGCCUCCUUUAUUAGGUGUAUCACAGAAUACAAAUCUAGCCGCUAUAGCAAUGCUUUCAGCUGUUGUCACUAGUUUUGGCCUACCGGUACCAUGUUUACCGUCGCAUUCUGAUGGUAAAAAUCAAUCCAAACAAAAUGUGCCUGUUGUACAACCGUCGACAAUUCCACCUCCUUUGCUUGGAUUUACGCAAGCAGUCAAUCCAACUAGUGCAUCCAGUUCUUCUAGUUUACCACUUCCUAAUUCGUUACUAAACAGUCUAUCGACAACACUACCACCACCACCACUUGCAACGUCGUCGGCUUCUCCUACGCCUGGUACUGUCGUAUCCAGUGAUAAUCGAAAGUUGUUUAUCAAUCAAGCUUUAGCUGUUUUAAAUGCUUUCGCCUCCUCGGCUAAUAAUAGCAAUAUUGAUUUUUCUAAUUUUAACAAAUCUGGUGCCAGUAGUCAAUUGUCGAAUACAACUACGAAGUUAGUUAAACCUGAACCAAUAACUAACGGUACCAAUGAGAUAAAUUCAUCAAUAUCAAGUUAG